Serpula lacrymans var. lacrymans S7.9 is the source of this 1752-nucleotide messenger RNA. RefSeq lists its product as uncharacterized. The transcript is spliced from 3 exons. Gene Ontology annotation, molecular function: protein binding. Lineage: Eukaryota; Fungi; Basidiomycota; Agaricomycetes; Boletales; Serpulaceae. The coding region runs from base 1 to 1752 and encodes 583 amino acids. The record is from RefSeq and is a predicted model, not a curated record.
AUGUCCAAGCAUCGUCUUCCGUCUGCACCAGUCCCUCCGCUCAAACGAGCUCAUUUUCUACAGCCCUCGUCGUCAUCUUCAGCACCGGUCUCGACAACGUUUGACGAUGCCUUCUACGACGAACUCAUACUAUCCAUAUUCUCAUUUCUAGGCAGCACGGACCUGUGCGCGAUCCAGGCAACAAAUAGCAAUUGGGCGAGGCUUGCGAGCGAUAAUCAGCUAUGGAAAGCUUUGUACCUUCGAGACUACGGGCGCCCCAGACUGAGAGGUGGUAGAGGUUUUGUUGGCCGUGCAGACGGGAGAGAAGUCAAGCCUUUACCUGGAAGAGCAAAACCCGACAAUCUGAAAGACUGGAAAUGGAUGUACCGUAUAAGCUCUAACUGGAGAAGUGGUCGCUGCUCUGUCGAAAACAUGAACACUCCAGUCGACUUGGCCCUGUCGCAAACAUCAGAAGUACCCCGAUCUUUGCCUAGGACCCGAACAGACAAAACACACGUACUACUAGCAGGAAGUCUGACUAUCGUAGCUCAGUCCGACAGCUGCCUUCGACCGUCAUUAUAUGUUCAUGGCGGAGCAGUCGCUACCCACAAACUAGUCUGCAGAUCCACAUUUCACAACACCCUCACCAGAAUCACAGCUCUCGCACUCGACCAAUCUCCCCCAAAUAAACCCUGUCAACCUUCCCUCCGCCCCUCUCACCACAUCCGCCUUGUCGCCUUGCUCUCCACCGGCGAGUUUAGUGUCUUCAACCUAGAUUACACCACGCCCUCCUCUAACUCUUCUCCAAAGCUCGCAUACGUCCCAUCCAGCACUACCCGUUCCCUCAGCGCACCGAUAACACACGCAGCCUACCACCACCCCGUUCUCGUCACACUCUCCGAUUCGUUCGUGCUAACCAUUUAUGAUCUCAGCAAUGACAGUGUCUCACUCGUGCAAACACUCACGUCGUUCACGAGCCAUCCACCCAGUUCGUUGGUACUAUCCGCCAUGCCUACUUUAGGAACGUAUAAACUCGUACUUGCGUACGCAGUACCAGUCUACCCCGCCCACUGGAGCGUUGGUGCUACCGAACUUAUAAUAUCGCACUCUAACACUAUGUCACCAAGUUCGUCACACCCGUUUGACUCCACCACGUCAGGGCUUACAGCACCGUCUGGUCCCCUGGAGGUCAGCACAACUCGGACCGCGCGGGCUUUUGACGUUCCACAAGGUUGGAUCGACGAGCGAAAGCUUGAAACGAUCCGUGAGCAGUGGGGUCGCAAGGUGACACAAGUCGCAGACACACAGACAGACGGAAAAUGGGUUGUACUCGCACCAGGAGAUACACCCCAUACCUCCCCGCCUUCUUCGUCUAGCAACCCUCAUACAAGCCCGCAACCCACAGCUCACUCCACUAUUGCCACAGCACAUCACUCUCCAACACAUCUUCAACUCUACCGCUUACAUCUCCCCUCGUCUAGUGGCGUUUCACAUACACCCAAGCUAUCUUUUGUGCGCACGCUGCACGGUCCCAUAGGACCUGUCAGUGCUCUCGCCCUCGCAGAUGGGAGAUGUGUGAGCCUUGGUGUAAACGGAGGCAUCUGGGUUUGGGAUCUUGAAGGAUCUGAUACUGGAGGAGCAGUGGUUGCUUCCCCUAUCAGUCUCAAUAUGGAGGAAUCAGAGCUAGUUGAGAAAGGGACGGUAGUAUUUGAUGAACGAAGGAUAGUUAGUGCUGGUGUGAGAGGUGUCGAGCUUCGGAGAUUCGAUGUAUGA